CCAAGUUCAGGCGAGUGGCUGAAAUAAGUGGCCAACUUCACGAUCGUAAACAAACCACGUUUUUGUGCAAAUCUCACUUUUUUUGCUAAGAUUUGCACGUAGAGAUCGACAAAAAUUAUUUUUUGAAGGGUGAAUGAGUAAAAGGGUUUAAUAAUGGAGAGGGGUAAAGGAGGAACGGGCCGCGGGGGCAAGAGCAAAGCCCCCCAGCACCCGGCAAACUUCAUACCGCUCGGGUCCAAAGCAGGCGGUUCUCGACCCGAUUUGACGGAGCCCAAAAGACCCACCAUGGCCCCGAAAAUCGGCGCCGCACCCUCGGCUCCGGGUUCCUCGGAGAGAAAGAGAGAGGCACUGGGGCCGACCGUUCCAAUUCCUCCGGCCAAGAAGGCCAAACUGGACAGCCCGAUGAAAGGUGAGGAGACGUCGUGGGACGCGAACGCCCUUGAGUGCGACCCUGCCGACUUGGUGGCGACGAUCAGCCAGGCCAUGGAGGCUGACGACGUCGCCAAAGCCAGGAGUCUCCUCUGCGGUGGCCUUUGGCUCCUCAGGAAGGGCAAGGCGGACAAAAUUCUCACCCUGUCCCUCUUGCUCGUUGGCAAACAGUGGCCCCAGCUUUUGACUGCAGAAUCAGGCGCUCUUUGCAGCUUCCUAAGGUCAAAGAUCAAGAGCCAGGCGGUCACACUGGCGGCAACCUUGUUGAUGAAGGGUUUGCAAGACCUUUCUAUCUGGCCCGAAGCUUUGGCCAGGGCGUAUGUAGAAGACGCGGCCGGUGAGCACUUGUGGGUUGACCUAGACGAGGCCAAGCCUUUGGUGGACAACAUUGUGGCCUCCUUUGGCACCAAGCAGCUGCAGAAGUUGGUCAUUCCUUCUGAGAUUGGCUUCGGACGCAGCGAGUCGCCCGGGAGUGACGACGAGGCAGCGUCGGCAAGGAAGGAGGCGGCCAUGGAGGGCAUGGACACUGGACCUGUGCUCAAGAGGUACAAGGAGGAGGUCUUGGAGGGGAUCGUGAUGGCCACCGUCCAGGAACACCUCGGACGACGCCAACCGCAGGACUCCGUGGGCAGAAACCUGCUGAAGCUCAUGGCCACUGCCAGCGGACUUCUGGAAGUGAGGCUAUCGGCUGCUUCCAAACUGGAUUUGUGGCUCCAGAAUCCAAAACUUCUGAAAGCGAGCCAGGAGCUGCUUUUGUCCGUCUGCGCAAAUUGCAGCAGCUCUAAAGAUACGGAGGUUGUUGGCCACUUGGUCAAAAUGAGACCAAAAUCAAAAGCCAUCCUCAACCUUUAUUUGUCCGGAAUUAGAGAAUUGAUUGCAGCGAACGGAGACAAUUUGGGUCUGGUGCUGAAGCUGACCAUCUACAAUGAGUUGUCAAACUCGAGGAACACCAACAACAUGUCCGUCAUUGCGGUCGUCUUUCAAACAUACCCUGAGCAGGCGGCCGUGAUGUUGGCCGAGGUUUUUCACGAGUUGCUCAUGAACCGAGAGGACUACUUGAAGCCUCUGAGGCUUUUCCUGAGAGAGUUGGUGCGCAUGCUCAGGGCUGAAAUGCCUCUGGUCACCUUCUGUCGCACCCUGAUGCGCGACCGCUCCAAAGAGCAGACUUUCAGGGACUUUGGCUUCAAGGAACGAAUGCUGGCCGCCAUUGCUGACCUCGUCUGCCUCUGCGUUUUGCUCGGCAUUUCACCCGCAGUUCGAGAAGCCGCCUCCUUGAUAGCUAGGGGUGAACGGAAGGAGGUGCAGACCAUGAUCAACUACCAGAACAUGGCGGCCAAGAUUCAGCGAGACUCGGUCUGGUGGCUCCACGAAACAGUCAUCAAGAUGUACCACCCUUCGGCCCAGGAGUUUGUCCACAUUCUGCACAAGGUGCUCUUCUUGGAGCAGGGCGACCAGUACCACGGCAAGGACAACUGGCCCCCCGAGAACGACCGCGGCACCAUGUACCGCCUGGCCUCGGAGGUGCCUGUCUUCCAGAACACCCUGCUCAGACUCAACAUCAUCGGCCUGUCCAAGGAGCACCCAAUUUCCUGCGCAGACCUGCUGGACAUCGAGGAGAGAAUCAUCAAGAGAGCCGCCUCAAUCGCCAGUGAGCAACUCAACCCCUUGCUUAUGGACAAGACAGACCUGCUGGAUGUCAUUUUCGACCUCUGCUCCUACAGACACCCUGACAACAUAACCCUGCCUGUUGGCUACUGCCCUCCGAGACUUGCCAUAUCAAAUUUGUACUGGAAGGUUUGGUGUCUGUUGGUGGUGAUCGCCGCGUUCAACCCUGCAACCGUGGGGGCGACGGCGUGGGAAAAGUACGCCACCCUGCGCGCCUUCAUGGAAAUGUGCAUCACCAACCAUUUCCGUUUCCCCCCGCCCACGAUGGCCCUGCUGGAGGAGGACGCGGCCAAGGAGGCGCAAACCGCCGCCCACGAGCGCACGCAGAUCCUCGAGUUUGAGACUCACCUGGCCGCCGCCUCCACCAAGGCCACCAUCACCGAGCACACGUCUCUGCUGCUGCCCCAGCUGACCUCGUUUGACCCCAUCGGACCCGCGCGACGCCCCCCGGCUGCCGUUCUUGCCUCUCUGCAGGCCCUCAACAACCAGCUGCACCUGGGACACAGACUGUGCCGCAGCAGGAACCCUGACUUCUUGCUCGACGUCAUACAAAGGCAGGGCACUUCUCAAGCCAUGCCCUGGCUCGCUGACCUCGUCGAAAGCUCUGAGGGAGCUCUAAGCCACCUGCCAGUGCAGUGCUUGUGUGAGUUCCUGUUGAGCGACACAGCACCUCUUGCCGAACAGUCGAGACAGCAGAAGCAGCAGCAGCUUGUUGGUCACCUGAGAGGGCUGUUGGUGGACAAAGACGGCCUUGAUGCUGCUUCACAAUGCUGUGAGGUUCUUGAAUACUUCCUGCGGCGACUUGGCUCUCCUCAGGCGUGCAGCAGACACCAAGCCAUCAAGGGCCUGAGACUUCUGUUGGAAGAGGAGGAAGAGGAUGGAGUGGUGAGCAAUUGGCUCCUCGAGCGUCUCCCUGCCCUCCCCCACUUUGCAGCAGUGCGGCCGCAAGCGAUUUUGGCCCUUCGACAGGCCUGCCUGACCGAAAACAACAUUCCCACGCUCAGGACGUACCUGCGAUUCCUGGCUGACCAUUCGACCAAGGACGCUGCCCUUCACAGUCUGGCUGACCUUGCUCUCGACAUGGCCCAACUGGUUGUUGAGCGAAACAACAUCACCCAUCUGCUCCUUCCGUCUCGAGGGCAGCUCGAGUGUGAAGAAGCUCAGAGUUCUUUAGCCCAUCUCAUGCACAUCUUCACCAGUUAUCUGCAAAAGGCGCGAGAACCUCGUCGAGAGGCGUACGUCUGGUCGGACAGCCAAGACCACAUUUUAGUGCAGUGGCCCAGCGGCGAGGAGUGCACCCUCCAAAUACUGGUGGUCCACGCCUCGGUCAUGUUGCUGACCUACGGCCAGGGCAGACAGCCGCACCUCUUCUUCCAGCUGAUGGACAUCUGGCUGGGUCCGACAGGCCCUCGAGCCUUCCUCGUGGACACCUCCGAAGAAGCUCUUUUGAUUCCGGACUGGCUCAAGCUGAAGAUGAUCCAGUCCGAGGCGCCAGGAUUGGUGGAUGCCGCCCUGACAGACCUCGAACCACCUCAACUGCUUCUGUUUGCACAGAAUUUUGGCAUACCUUCGGAGAACAUGGGCAAACUGCUCGCCACCCUGGACAGAGCCGUGCAGACCGAACCCCAGGCUGUGGCUGACGCUCUGCAGGACAGGACCUACAUGGUCCAACUGGUGCGGGUGCAGCACUUCCUAGGCGCACAGAAUGGACACAAGUUCCUUCAGUUCCUCGACUCAACCCCUCAACAGCCAGACGAGGUUGCAAUGGAGGAGGUCGAGGAAGAACUGAGACCACCUUUGCCGGAGGUGGAAGAGAAGAAGCCUGUUUUGAAAGCAGUAGAUUCUAUGGUUCCUUCGUUGUUUUCCGAGGAUGGUUCCGAAGCCAGGGCCGCCUUCAACCAGAUCCACAAGACGGUCUGCAAGGAGGUGAGCCAAGGUGAGUCGCCGCUGCUUCUGACCGUCAUCCGCCAUGUAGUGAGAGAAAUCAGGAACCGCCCCUCUUUCGCCCACUACGCCCUCAGCAGACCACUUCUCCUGUGGCCGCUCCUGCGUCUGGCAGUCACCAUGCGGCCAAAUCCGGCCCUCAAAGAGGCCCUUCUGCAGCUGGCAGAGCUGCUCAAGGCCACCAAACAGGCCACGCCCCUCACCCACAUGCUGGCCGCCCCAAAACCAAAGGUGGAAGGCCCAAAGGAGAAGCAGCCGAGUGUGGCCGAGGUGGCCACGCACAAGUUGCUGCACCAAGAGCCAGGGGACAGCACUGGCCGAUUGCUGGACAGCCUGGCCACCAUCGAGACGGUGCCCAUCGAGCAGCAGAUGCAGCUGCUCUUCGGCCGAGGUCACACCACCUGCAGGCCCUACCUGCUCACCCUGUUGACGCACAGCUCCACCUGGAAAACCCUGCACAACUGCAUGACCCAGUUGCUGCAAGAAAGAAACCCGAGUUACGACUCAAGUGCUGUUCUGGACUUUUUAUGGGCGCUCAUUGGUAAUCCAAAAUUGUGGCAGGGAAGGGAAAAGAGGCCGUCAAAGCAUCAAAGUCGAGAUGACAUUUUAUGCUUGAAUCAGAAACAGACUUGUGUUCUAUUGGAUUACGUACUGGAUGAGGCCUUGAGCAGUGGGCAAGACUUGUCAGACAGCAGAGUGUCGCUGAUCCUUCAGUGUCUGCCGCUGGCCUACCUGCCGAAGUUGGUGCGCCACCUGGCCGCCACCCUGCAGUCUCCUGAAACUUCGACCGUCGGCCGCCAACUGCUCCUCCAACUCUACCUGGCUGUGCCCGUCCUCAUCACGCACUUGAGCGACUCUGAGAAGGACGUCUUGGCCGAAGGCACCAUCAACGGCCCCUGCGCCCUCGACAUCCCCUCCCACUCGCUGCUCUCGGCCCUGGCGUCCUCCUCAGGGUCCGCCAAGGACUGGAGUCGCCGCAGUCACGACUACGAAUUGGCCGCCCGCAAAAUGACGGCCACGCAUCCUCUGCUGGUGCUGCGCCAGUUGCCCAUGCUCGGGACCUCCCUGAGGGGGCGCGUCCACUUUGAGUCGUCUGUUUUCCGGAACAGAAACCACCUGAUUUUCUUCAUGCAGGUUCUUGGUCUGCUCGAAAUCCUGCAGCCACACAUUUUCCAGAUGGAAUACGCCCAGUCUUUGGAGUUGAUACUCGACUCCUUUUUUGCCAUGUUCCAUCUCCACAACCAGCUGAGGGACGUGCAGAUUGCUCUGAAUAGGACUGUGGCGCUAUUGCAGAGUUUUGUAUCUUACGAUGCCCAGAGAGCACUCAAAUAUCUCCAGCGUCACUGUCAACUUUUGCAUGACCUCCACGCAGCCUAUCCGGGCGUGUCCGGUCUGCAGCCCCUUUUGGCCGGUCUGUCCCUUCCGGCCCGAGACGGCGACGAUCCCGAAGUUCUAGUGGCCGCCGCCGCAGUGGGCGCCGUCGAGAAUCAGCAGCCGACGGCCAUGGUGGGCCAAAUCGUGGGCCGCCUCGGCAAGCAGCAGUCGGAGGACGUGCAGCAGCAGGCGCUGCAGGACCUCGACCACACCUCCCUGCGGCGCCAGGCCAUCCUCGAGGGCUGCGUCGACCUCUUGGCGGGACUUCUGCUGCACCCCUCCAACAACACGCGUAGUCUGGCCCACACCCUGCUGCUGCGCUACUUGCGCUACAACCCUGGGGCGGCGAGCGCCUCCGUCACCACCUUCGUUCACUGCCUGGACAGCAGCAACCCGGACAUCCAAGCCUCGGCCAUUGAAAGGAUUCCAGAAGUUGUGGUUUGCGCCCAAGAACAUGCAUUGACUAUUUUGAAAAAGUUGGGAAAGCUCGGAAUCGAACAAGGCGUCAACACAACCUCUGUCAUCUUAAGGGCUGUUUCACUUCUUCAGUUGCAAAAUGGAUGUUAGUUUUUUUUUAUUCACUUUCAAUAAACAUCAAUUUGUUUAAAAUUUCUUUGUGCAAUUAAUAA
This is a messenger RNA of Neocloeon triangulifer, 6041 nucleotides long. RefSeq names its product integrator complex subunit 1 (gene IntS1). The coding region runs from base 154 to 5979 and encodes 1941 amino acids. NCBI's taxonomy places the organism in Eukaryota, Metazoa, Arthropoda, Insecta, Ephemeroptera, Baetidae. The transcript has 16 exons. The record is from RefSeq and is a predicted model, not a curated record. Gene Ontology annotation, biological process: U2 snRNA 3'-end processing. Gene Ontology annotation, cellular component: integrator complex.